Mus musculus (house mouse) is the source of this 3215-nucleotide messenger RNA. RefSeq names its product tyrosine aminotransferase (gene Tat). The record is from RefSeq and is a predicted model, not a curated record. Bases 937 to 2301 code for a protein of 454 amino acids. Lineage: Eukaryota; Metazoa; Chordata; Mammalia; Rodentia; Muridae. Gene Ontology annotation, cellular component: cytosol. The transcript is spliced from 14 exons. Gene Ontology annotation, biological process: amino acid metabolic process; response to dexamethasone; L-tyrosine catabolic process. Gene Ontology annotation, molecular function: catalytic activity; amino acid binding; transaminase activity.
UGUGUGUGUGUCUGUUUGUCGCUCAUCCACGCUUUGCCCACCCGCGUCGAGAGACCCCGUUCCACGCAGACACAGGGACCCAGAAGGUCUGCGGCAUCAUUUGGCUUUUAUUUUAAUAUUAGCUUUUACUUAGGUAUCAAUUCAAUUUAUGUGUUUCAUUUUGAGACACCCCAGACUGUAGUUUUUCAAUGGGAGGACUUCCCUGUGCCUGGUGGUGUAACCUUUAGUGAUUGUCAAAGCUUGUUGGGCCUUGACUCGUGGUCUAGUUUAUCUGGUGUCAUGGAAACUUUCUAUAUAGCUCUGGGUCCUCCCCCACACUCUCCCUCCCUGCCUGCUGUUUUCCCGCUGAGGGAAAGCAUCACCUACCAGAGGCGGGUAGUACCAGAACUUGUUUGCUCUGCCUGUUUCCCCUCUUACCUCUGAUGUUGGCUCCCAAGCAUGGCUGAAGGUGUGUCCGUGGCAUUGACCUGAUGAUGCAGCUGCCCUGGCUCCCUUCACCUGCCCCCUCUGCCCUGCAGUUUCUGCGUCAGCGCCAGUAUUUGCGGGACCAUUUGCCAAACCCUGUGCUGCCUGCUGCUCUUUGAUCUGUAAACCUGAAGCCAAGCCAACAGGGUCUGCAAGCAGCUGUUCUGGAGCUCUGCAAACCGCAUCUAAACCAAGGUCUCAUCUAAGGAAAAGGAAAAAAAAAAAAAGGAGUUGUUUUCUACAGAGACAGUUUCCUGAAACAGCUCACCAAAUGACCAGAAAGAGUUAACACAGAGAAUUCCAGAUAACGUGAUGUGUGGACAAAUCCCAGAUUGGAUGGUGGCCCAGGGUUGGGGGUCAGGACCGCACCUGAACUCAUCAUCAGAGGACUUGGUGGAGGAGCGCUCGUGGGCCUUAUAGGUUUGGCUGCUUGGAGACUGCUUUGCCUGGACGAGGAAGGCUUUGUGAGCCAUGGACUCCUACGUAAUCCAGACGAAUGUCAAUGACAGCCUACCUUCAGUGCUGGAUGUUCGCGUCAAUAUUGGCGGGAGAAGCUCGGUGCAAGGGAGAGCGAAGGGCAGGAAGGCCAGGUGGAAUGUGAGGCCCUCUGACAUGUCCAAUAAAACCUUCAAUCCCAUCCGAGCCAUUGUGGACAACAUGAAGGUGAAGCCGAAUCCGAACAAAACCGUGAUCUCUCUGUCAAUUGGGGACCCUACUGUGUUUGGGAACCUGCCCACAGACCCUGAAGUGACCCAAGCCAUGAAGGAUGCCCUGGACUCCGGGAAGUACAAUGGCUAUGCCCCAUCUAUCGGCUACCUAUCCAGUCGGGAGGAGGUCGCUUCCUAUUACCACUGUCCUGAGGCUCCUCUGGAAGCUAAGGAUGUCAUUCUGACGAGUGGCUGCAGUCAGGCCAUUGAGCUGUGUCUAGCCGUGUUGGCCAAUCCUGGACAGAACAUCCUCAUUCCGAGGCCCGGGUUUUCCCUCUACAGGACAUUGGCUGAGUCUAUGGGGAUUGAGGUCAAGCUCUACAAUCUAUUGCCUGAGAAGUCUUGGGAAAUUGAUCUAAAACAACUGGAAUCUCUGAUCGACGAAAAAACAGCUUGUCUCGUGGUCAACAACCCGUCCAAUCCCUGUGGCUCUGUGUUCAGUAAGCGGCACCUUCAGAAGAUUUUGGCAGUGGCUGAAAGGCAAUGCGUCCCCAUCUUAGCCGAUGAGAUCUAUGGUGACAUGGUGUUUUCAGAUUGCAAAUAUGAACCAAUGGCCACCCUCAGCACCAAUGUCCCCAUCCUGUCCUGUGGUGGGCUGGCCAAGCGCUGGCUGGUUCCUGGCUGGAGGCUGGGCUGGAUCCUUAUCCAUGAUCGAAGAGACAUUUUUGGCAAUGAGAUUCGGGACGGGCUGGUGAAGCUGAGUCAGCGGAUCCUGGGCCCGUGCACCAUCGUCCAAGGUGCCCUGAAGAGCAUCCUUCAGCGCACCCCUCAGGAGUUCUACCAGGACACUUUAAGCUUCCUUAAGUCCAAUGCGGACCUCUGCUAUGGGGCGUUGUCUGCCAUUCCUGGACUCCAGCCAGUCCGCCCAUCUGGAGCCAUGUACCUUAUGGUGGGAAUUGAGAUGGAGCACUUCCCAGAAUUUGAGAAUGACGUGGAAUUCACAGAGCGGUUAAUUGCGGAGCAGUCUGUCCACUGCCUCCCAGCCACGUGCUUCGAGUACCCAAAUUUCUUCCGGGUUGUCAUCACAGUCCCCGAGGUGAUGAUGCUGGAGGCUUGUAGCCGGAUCCAGGAGUUCUGUGAACAGCACUACCACUGUGCUGAAGGCAGCCAGGAGGAGUGUGACAAAUAGGCCCUCAUGCAUCCUCCUGAAGACAUGUCCCACUCAAGGAGAGUUGGGCUGCUCCUCCUCAGGACGACAGAUGUCCCUUCUUCGAGAGGGACCUCCAAAGCACCGCAUCAAGAUUUGAAGAUUAUUUCUUCUUCCCCCAGUCACAUCCAACACAUGCCUGGAACCCCAGAUUCUCCCAUUAUUCGGCUCUGCUGGAGCGACUCAUGAGCCCUUUACCCCUAGCUACACGCACGCACGCACGGACGCACGCACUCACGCACGCAGGCAGGCACCAUAUACUUCUUUAUCCUGAGGGUACCAGUUUACCAGAAGGAAGCUGGGAUGGGAAAAGCCAGAGCUCAGGAUGAGAGAAGCAGAAGGUUGCCUCCCCCACCAUUUCCUCGAGCUGACACAGGAGUGUCCUCUUCAGUCAGGUCGGAAGUCACCUUGGUUCCUGCCUCACUUCAGCAAUACCUCACGCCCUGCGGUAGAGCUACACCAGAGAGAAGUCGAAGACUUGUAAAUUUGGUUAACUGUAUUCUAAGUGCAUUGGGAAACUUGAUAUUUAAAGGAUCCUUGAUAGAAUUUUUUUUGUAAAAAAAUUAUUUUGCGGUGCAAAUAAAUACCAGCUUCCUAAACUGAUUAGAUCUGCUUGUAUCAGGUUUUCUUAAAAUAGGAGCACACCUCAUUGAAGGAGAAAGAAGGGACAGGAGGCCUCUCCAGAGACAUUGCUGCGGACCGGAAAGCAUCUUCCUCCUCACCUUCUUGUAGAAUCAUUGCCACUUUUGCUGUCAUGUGAAUAUUGAUUUAUUAAUAUUUGUAAUAUUAUCUUUUCAUAUAUUUUCUAAGAAACAUUUAUAUUAUAAGAUCUUUUAUUUUGUCAAGGGUAUAAAUUAUUAUUCUCUUUUUUUUUAAAUAAAAUUUUAUCAAGUAUG